GCAGAGGCUUUUUCUCCUAAUACUUCUCUUUUUCUUUUCCUUGUAAUCUUGUGCGAAAUCUCUAGAUCUUCUCCGUUUCUCAAAUUUUCUUCCCAAAAAAUUACUUUAUGGAUACAUUGUUCUUCGAUUCAAUUAAGAAGUUUGAUUUCUCUGUUUGUUCAAAGCCAGCUUUGCCUUUUGAUUUUGAUUUUCAUCGUCAGAUUUUUAGUCAACCUUGUAUUUGCUUCUAACCUUUGUUACCUGGAGCUGUCACCAUGGGUAGAAGCAAAUGGAAUUGGGAAUUAAAGUGUUUGCUGGUGGAUCUUUUUUUUUUCCUCUUAGGAAGUUCGCAACGUAGGAGUGCUGCAAUGCUGGAUAGCGAUGACACGGAUAGCGUUAGUUCAUCGUCAACUACUCGGUCGGAUAUGAUGUUGUCUGGUUUAGAGGAGGUUCAAUUUGAUAAGGAGACUGUCCUUGAUCAGUGCGUGGACGCCCUUUAUGAGAAAAGGGGCUCAACAAGAGAGAAGGCUUUGGCAUCUAUUAUAGAAGCAUUCAAUAGUAACAUACAGCAUGAAUUUGUUGAAAAGAAGUUUGCCACAUUACUGCAACAAUGUUUGAAUUCCGUUAAACGUGGUUCCUCCAAGGAGAUAGCUUUGGCAUCUCAUGUUAUUGGGCUUCUUGCUUUAACUGCUGGCCCUGGGGACAAAGCACACGAGGUUCUGGAAGAAUCAGUGUCACCUAUCUCAGAGGCUCUUAAAUCUCGGUCUGAUAAUUCUAAAAUAUCCUCGCUACUGGAGUGUUUGGCCAUUAUUACCUUUAUUGGUGGCGAAGAACCGGAGAAAACAGAAAAGUCGAUGCAAUUGAUGUGGCAAGUCAUUCAUCCAAAACUGGGUCCUAAUGUUUCAUCUGCUAAACCUUCACCAGCAAUGAUAACAGCAGUUGUAUCUUCUUGGUCUUUCCUCCUUACUACCAUGGAUGGAUGGACACUUAACCCAAAAAGUUGGCAAGGGUCAAUCUCCUACUUCUCAACUCUUCUAGACAAGGAAGAUCGAUCUGUGCGCAUUGCAGCAGGCGAAGCACUUGCUUUAGUUUUUGAAGUUGGGAGUCUGGAAAAGUUUUCUGGUGAAGCUAAAGGAUCUAGUGACAGCUCCACAGAUGAAGCUAACAAAUCUAGGGAAUUAUUACAUAUACAGGGAUUAAGGGCAAAAGUCCUGAACCAGGUAAGAACCCUUUCGGCAGAAGCUGGAGGUAAAGGAUCAGCCAAGAAGGAUCUUAACAACCAAAGAAACACAUUUCGAGAUAUAUUGGAAUUUCUCGAGGAUGGGUAUAGUCCUGAGGCCUCGACCAAGAUUGGUGGAGAACCGCUUAGCACAAGUACUUGGGCUCAACUUAUACAGUUAAACUUCCUUAAGCACUUCCUUGGAGGAGGAUUUGUGAAGCAUAUGCGGGAAAAUGAGUUUCUUCAUGAUGUAUUUGGUUUCACGCCAAAGAAGAAAUUGCCUGGUGUUGAGCACCGUGUAUCCGGCGCUGAAAAGAGAUUGUUUAAGUCACCAAAUUCAGAAAAAAACAAGGCCCGGACUCAAUUUCUAAACAAGCAAAGGAUGAUAUCCCAGG
Messenger RNA from Nicotiana tabacum (common tobacco), 1593 nucleotides. The record is from RefSeq and is a predicted model, not a curated record. NCBI's taxonomy places the organism in Eukaryota, Viridiplantae, Streptophyta, Magnoliopsida, Solanales, Solanaceae.